AUGAGAGCCGUACGAAAGGCCAUCGACUUAAGCGGCCAUGGCCUCAGAUCUACAUCACAAUCCUCGCUUCGAUCCCUGGCCGUACAACGAAAUCGAUCGACCAAGUCCACAGCACCUCCUCCUGACUCUCUAGGCCCAAGAUGGCUAUCAGAGAUCAAACAACGCAUAGGCACCUGCCUAACCUUCGGCGCCACCGAAGAGCAAACUCACCGAGCAGGUCUCAUCCUCUCCGAAGUAGCACGCAACUGGCGAGAACUAGUCGUAGGCAGCGAAGGCUUCCUCACAGACCCGACAAGAAGAGGCAUACACCGACGAGGAGUGAUCUGGGGUGAGAUGGAUAGCAUGGGUCAUGUGAAUAAUGUAAUGUACAAUCGUUACGCCGAGUCAGGCCGCAUAGAAUGGGCGCAGAAGCUGGCACAACUCGACCCUGAGAAUAAGAAGGCGUGGAGUACCCUCUUCGCACCGACAGAAGCUGGAUUCAUUUUAAGGACGAUAACGACCGAGUUCAAAUUCCCGAUGAGAUGGCCAGACCAUAUCUCAAUCUACCAUAAAUUACACAACGAGCCGACUCCGGACGAUGCCGCGAUUGUUCUCGAUGUGGUGGUGAUGUCUGAACUACAUCAGCGGCCUGCUGCUCGGUUGAGUGAGGAUAUUCUGAUCUACGACUAUACCCGGGCGAAGAAGAUCGCGCUGCCGAAGUUCAUGUACAGUAUGUUUCUUGAGACUUGGAAGUUGCAGGAAGAGGCUAGGAGGGUGAAUAUGGAGAAGGGCGCUAGGAUUGGGGAGGAGGUGAGGCGGCUUGAAGUGGAGACUUGGGAUCGAGAGGGUGCUGUUGAAGAUAUGGGUAGUUAA
This is a messenger RNA of Recurvomyces mirabilis, 852 nucleotides long. RefSeq lists its product as uncharacterized. The record is from RefSeq and is a predicted model, not a curated record. The transcript has a single exon. Lineage: Eukaryota; Fungi; Ascomycota; Dothideomycetes; Mycosphaerellales; Teratosphaeriaceae. Bases 1 to 852 code for a protein of 283 amino acids. Gene Ontology annotation, cellular component: mitochondrion. Gene Ontology annotation, molecular function: fatty acyl-CoA hydrolase activity.